GUAGUUCUGGUGUUGCAGCAACGGUUGGCAAAGUCUGGAGUUAUGCAGGCUGAAAAGCAGAUGAUUUUCCGAUGUAAUGGGAGGAUUUUCCUGGCUCUUUGCAUAAUCCUCUUUAUGGGAUGCACAACACAAGGGGCUCCUGUUCAGAUGGGCAGAUACAUGUGGGUCAGAUGCAGACCUGAUGGCCUUUCUUCAAAUUGUCUUGAAGAACAAGGUCAACGGUUUGUAAUUCCUGAUGGAGCAGCGAACAUGAUUCUUCCUCCCAUGGCUGAUCCAACGCUGAUGAAGAAAUUUCAAGACCAUCCUGAUACCUUUGCGCUUUCUGAAGACAACGAUGGAUCAGGAAAUGAAAUUGAAUCAGAGUCUGGGUCAGGCAUUGAUGAUAACGUCGAUGGCUUCCUCGUUCCUGAUUUCGUUUUUCACCAACCAGACAGAGACCUGAAGCUCAGAUUAACAGAUGAAGACUUAUUCUUGCAAAAUCAGAGGCUGUGAUUUCCACCAUAGCCAAUUGCCUUCUUCUUUUCUCUAAGCCUUUUAUAACUAGAUUACACUCAGAAGAAACAUUGUGUAACUCCCACCCCCCAAACUACAGACCCAGCUAUAAAUGCCUUAAAAUAUUUAGUGCUUUUCUUUGACCUAUUGAACUCAAGUUUUUCCUUUUAAAAGGUCUCUUUGGUUAUGAGGUCAUCAAACUGUUUUUAAAAGUCAGAUAUUUACUAAAUGAGGAAAGAGUACCACAAAUUUUUAAAAAGUAAGCAACAACAGUGGAAUAUCAAUGGAAUGCCUGUCAAACUCUUUAAAUAUUUUCUUUCAUUUACUUCUUAACUCCGGAGCAGCUCCCCUUCCCCCCAUCCUAUAAGCAAGUCAGGGAGAGUAAAUCCCACAAUUUUGGAGUAUUUUGGGCUGCACUUCAAGAAUCUAGAGCUCUGCAUUCCCUGCAUUUUAGGGUCUCACCACACGAGACAAAAUACACUCGAAUUACACAGGUAAUUUGAGUGUAUUUUGUAAUUCGAGUGUAUUUGAAUGUAAUUCGAGUGUAAUUCAAGUAUAUUUUGACCCUAUGUGGGCAGUCCUUGUAUGAGGCCAUCUUACGCAGCAACCUAAUUGACAUGGAAGGUGUAGCAUAAUAAUCCUGAAUAUAAGGAGAAAAUGAACAUUAAUGCAAACAUUUCAGACGUUCAUUUUCUCCUUAUAUUCAGGAUUAUUAUGCUACACCUUCCAUGUCAAUUAGGUUGCUGCAUAAGACUUCAGGUAACAAAACUUCAGGUAACAAAAUACCUGAAGUUGCUCCCAUUUGGAGCUUAUUUUGAAUUUGGAGGAGCUGCGUACAUUAAAUGUCCAAACCUUUGGUUCUAUUUCAGCUGUAUCCUAACAUGAUCUUGGGUUUGCUGACACACACAUCUUGACCAAUUUGUCUACCUUGAAAUCAGAUAUACUUGUUUUACAGCACUUAAGUAUCUUAAGGAGCUUCCCCUCGUUAUGUGCAUUUUUAAACUUAUAAUUCUAAUAAAUCUAGGUGCAACUAAA
Eublepharis macularius is the source of this 1527-nucleotide messenger RNA. RefSeq names its product serglycin (gene SRGN). NCBI's taxonomy places the organism in Eukaryota, Metazoa, Chordata, Lepidosauria, Squamata, Eublepharidae. The record is from RefSeq and is a predicted model, not a curated record. The coding region runs from base 43 to 492 and encodes 149 amino acids. The transcript is spliced from 3 exons.